Molecule: messenger RNA, 1858 nt
Organism: Danio aesculapii
Lineage: Eukaryota; Metazoa; Chordata; Actinopteri; Cypriniformes; Danionidae
Gene: igsf11
Product: immunoglobulin superfamily member 11
Exons: 7
Coding region: 530-1858 (442 amino acids)
Biological process (GO): homophilic cell-cell adhesion
Cellular component (GO): cell-cell junction
Molecular function (GO): ionotropic glutamate receptor binding
Source: RefSeq, a predicted model, not a curated record
CACAGGUGCGCGCCACCGCCGCCGUGCGUGCGUGCGCGCUGCCUCCUUUUCGCGCCAGAGGAGGGCACAGUUACCUCGCUGCGAAUGGCGUCAGCGGUCUCCAGGCAACAGGCCAGUAGUCAGUCAGUCAGUCAGUCAGAUUUCUCAAUCAGAGCGGAGAGAGGAGGUAGCGGCGGCGGGCAUGGCGUUCUCACGGACCCGGUGCUCAUCUUUCUGCUUCACCGUGUGAACACACACACACACACCUCUGUGCUGUACUGGAGAAACAGCCCCGGAGCCGCAGGUACCGACAGAACCGGACGCGUUCACGCGGAUCCCGACGCGAAAGAAACGCGACGCAAGCCUCUGAGGGAAUUUCACACGCGCCGUUUCAUCCGUUGGAGUUUUGAGCUUUCUCUGAGAUCGCUGAGGUGUUUUAGACUUCAUUCAUGAAUUUGGCGUCAACAGACAAUUACUUUCCCACCCUCAAACUGUGGAGGACAUCUGACUGACUUUAACUUCAAAAACACGACGACUUUCGCUGGGAAACAUGCUGAAAUUUCAUAAUUCGGAUCUAUGGAUUGCUUGGCUGGUCUUUUGUGUGAACGUGUGUGUGUAUGCGCUGGAAGUGACGGUCAGUCAGAGCAGUGUCCAGGUGGCCAGAGGUCAGGCGGCCGUCUUGCCCUGUACUUUCAGCACCAGCGCCGCUCUCAAUAAUCUCUACAUCAUAUGGAUGGUCACACCGCUGGCCAACGCCAACCAGCCGGAGCAGGUGAUCAUCUACCAGAGUGGUCAGGUGUUCAGUUUAGCCAAUCACAUGAACGGGCGUGUGGGUUUCGUGUCCACCAUGCCCAGCACAAGUGCCUCCAUCUUCAUCAAUAACACUCAGCUGUCGGACACCGGGACGUACCAGUGCCUGGUCAACAACCUGCCGGACCGCGGCGGACGCAAUAUAGGAGUGAUCGGCCUGACGGUGCUCGUUCCCCCAUCCCUCCCGUCAUGUCGUGCCCAAGGCUCUCUGGACGUGGGCAGUGAUGUGAUGCUGUUGUGCGGCUCGGAUGAGGGGAUCCCGACGCCCACCUACGCCUGGGAGAAGUUGGAGUCGGUGCCCAAACUGCCCCACAAUGCCAUGCAAGAUCAGAUGCAGGGAACGGUGACGCUCAGAAACAUCAGCAGCGGCACAUCUGGACUCUAUCAGUGCACAGCAUCAAACGCCAUCGGAAGAAGCACCUGCGUCCUCAACCUGCAGGUCACCACACCUCAGCCUCAGAGUGUGGGUCUGAUCGCGGGCACCAUCGCCACUGGUGUUCUGGCUCUGAUCAUCUGCUGUUUGCUGGUGUUGGUCUCACUCUUCUACUGGAGGAACAAGAACAAAUACGAGGAGGAAGAGAUCCCCAACGAGAUCAGGGAAGAUGACCUCCCGCCGAAGCGAUCUUCAUCAGUGAAAGCGUUUCAGGCGGACGCCUCGUCUUCAGAGAACGACACUCUGACGUCCACCAACACCUACAACAGCCGCUACUGGCACAACCCCAAACCCAACUACGACACCAACUCCUACACGCGAUACAACGGCGACACGCGGCAGACCUUCAGUGUUAGCGCCCCUGCGAGACCAGCGUACGCUAACGGCAGCCACACACUGCCCCCGCCCAAAACUCUGGUGGUCACCACAAACUCCGCCCCCUCGCCACCUGUCAUCGCCCGCAGCAACGGAUCGCUAAGUUUGCGAACGCCCGCCGCUGGCACUACGCCGGCGGCGGCGACGGCACACGGACAGCAGCACACACACUCGUACGCCGUCAGCCAAGCUACACUAGAGCGCAUGGGCGCUGUACCCGUCAUGGUGCCCGCGCAGAGCAGAGCUGGCUCGCUCGUCUGA